AUGGCUGAAGAUGAAUUAUUCCUCCAAGAGAAAACUGUAUCUGACCGUUAUACAUCUAAACCAGAUAUCUAUGGAUUAAACAAUGUCCAAACAGAUGCAACUAUUAAUGACUCUGCAACUAUUAAUGACUCUGCAAAGAUUGAUGACUCUGCAAAGAUUGAUGACUCUGCAAAGAUUGAUGACUCUGCAAAGAUUGAUGACUCUGCAAAGAUUGAUGACGCAAAGGUUAAUGGCUCAGCAACGGUUGAGGACUCUUCAAAGGUUAAUGACUCUGCAAAGAUUGAUGACUCUGCAAAGAUUGAUGACUCUGCAAAGAUUGAUGACUCUGCAAAGAUUGAUGACUCUGCAAAGAUUGAUGACUCUGUAAAGAUUGAUGACUCUGCAAAAAAUGAUGACUCUGCAAAGGUUAAUGGCUCAGCAACGGUUGAUGACUCUUCAAAGGUUAAUGACUCAGCAACGGUUGAUGACUCUGCAAAGAGUGAUAACUCUGCUACGAUUGAUGACUCUGCAAAGGUUAAUGGCUUAGCAAUGGUUGAGGACUCUGCAAAGAGUGAUAACUCUGCUACGAUUGAUGACUCUGCAACGAUUGAUGACUCUACUAAGAUUGAUGACUCUACUAAGAUUGAUGACUCUACUAAGAUUAAUGACUCUACUAAGAUUGAUGACUCUACUAAGAUUGAUGACUCUCCUAAGAUUGAUGACUCCGCUGCAUCUCUUAAGCGUUCUCGAAGAUCAGCUCAGUACAUUCUUGCGCCUCCAGACAUCUUUAAAAAUGAUCUCAAAACUCGGAAUAACCUCAAACAAGAUCUUAAAACUACAGAUGAUUCAAAAAACUUGAUCAAGGAUUUAAAGAGCUCAGAACUUUUUAAUAGGAUUGAGAAUAAUAAAAUUAAAGGGCCUUCUCUUACUCUUUAUAACCUUCCAAAUACUUUCUAUCAAGUUCCAGAAACAACAACGACAACAACAACAACAACAACAUCCAAACCAAAUGUGUUUUAUGAAAUACCCACUGGUAUUCCCAGUUUCUUUAACCCAGACAGCAGUACACCUAGUUCAAGCAGUACAAUAACCGGUUUAACGGAUGUAACUUUGUCCCCGCCUAACGCUGUUUCGUCGAUUUUACAGCAGGUUCCAUCUUCAGAAACGGUUUCGCCAGGUUUAAUAUUGUCGACGCCUACAGCUUUAAUAGCGACACCGAUUCCACAGGUUUUGCCUGGAUUAACAGUUGGAUUAAUAUCAGGAGCAUCUUCGUCUUCUUCUUCUUCCUCUUCUUCCUCUUCUUCUUCUUCUUCUUCUGCAAUAACAUCUUCUGCUAGUGCUCCUACAACAGGUCUUCUGUUUAAUCUAACCAAGGAUUCAGCUCUUGUUGCUGCUUUUGGACUUUCCCUGAUUCCUACCCUAGCACUUUCCAUCCCGUUCAUAUCUCCGCUAUUCCGGCGUAGAACUGGAAGCAAUGGCAGAACUGGGAGAUCUCAACGAAAUGUUGAUGAAUCACUAAACAAUAUUGUUGACAGUGAUGGAUAUAAACAGAUAGAUUUUAAGUAUAAAAAGUACAACAGAUAAAACUUUUUUUAUCAAUUUUUGAUUUUUUUCCAUAUAUGAUUGCCUAAAAUAUGCCUUACUAUUCCACAGUUAUAUUUGCCUCACUGGAAUAUCUUUAUUGACAAAAAAAAGUGUACAACAAUCUCUAAGAGGACCAUUUUAUGAAGAGUUAUGCGGAAUUUUUUGUGACUAAGCUAUAUUUCUAAUGAGUAACUUUUAUCCAUAGAUUAAUAACAAUACAGAUAAAACACUAGAUGUCGUCUUUUCUAGAUUUAGGUGUUUUUCGUUCAUAAUAACCUUGAGACAGAAGCCCAAAGGAGUUACGCGCAUGCCGCGUUGAAUGACAAGACUGAAAAGGCAUUUACGUAACUCCUUUGGGAUUCUGCCUCAGGGUUAUUUUGAACGAAAACCCCAUAAAUCUGGAAAAGACGACAUCUAGUGUUCUUUCUGUAUUGUUAAUAAUCUAUUAAUCUGGAAAAGUGUGUAAACAUUAAAUUAAAGUAAUCUAUAAUGUAAUUUAUGUUGUAAUACAAAGCAAAUAGUGCAUAUUAUUCGUUAGGCUUUUUAUAAGUUUAACUUGUGUGUAAAAGUCGUCUUCCUGUUUCACUGUUGGAUACUUAAAAGGUCAAUAGUUGUACAAAAUCAGUGUUUAAGCGCAAGAAAACUUAGACACACUUUUUGUAAACAUAUUUCAAUUAUUUUAUCUUUAAGUACAUUGAUUACCAUGCAUGUAGUUGUAUAUGUAUAGUUAACUAUACUGAAUUGUCUUCCUUUUUAUAUAGAGGGUAACCCACAAAACAGAUCUUUAGAACUGACUGCUCUUAAUUACUCUUAUUUAUUUUCUUA
Eurytemora carolleeae is the source of this 2388-nucleotide messenger RNA. RefSeq names its product serine-rich adhesin for platelets. Gene Ontology annotation, molecular function: transferase activity. The record is from RefSeq and is a predicted model, not a curated record. Bases 1 to 1563 code for a protein of 520 amino acids. The transcript has 9 exons. Lineage: Eukaryota; Metazoa; Arthropoda; Copepoda; Calanoida; Temoridae.